This is a messenger RNA of Phaeodactylum tricornutum CCAP 1055/1, 963 nucleotides long. RefSeq lists its product with no specific name. Lineage: Eukaryota; Bacillariophyta; Bacillariophyceae; Surirellales; Neidiaceae. Gene Ontology annotation, cellular component: nucleus. Gene Ontology annotation, molecular function: protein serine/threonine kinase activity; transcription coactivator activity; ATP binding. The annotation marks the transcript as partial. Gene Ontology annotation, biological process: positive regulation of DNA-templated transcription; peptidyl-serine phosphorylation; peptidyl-threonine phosphorylation. The record is from RefSeq and is a predicted model, not a curated record. The transcript is spliced from 3 exons.
GACGACGAGAAUUAUGACUAUAUUGUAACAAGUGGCGAAGUCUUCUUUGGACGGUACAACAUCAAAGAACGUAUUGGUAAAGGAUCCUUCGGUCAAGUAGUUCGUGCGGAGGACAUUGAAACAAACCAGGAAGUGGCAAUAAAAAUUAUCAAAUCGAAGAAACCCUUUGCACUACAGGCAAAAACGGAAAUCGAGCUUUUGACACACUUGCUGGAUAAGGAUGUUGAAGAUCAGCACAACGUUGUGCGACUCUUAACCCAUUUUGUUUAUCGUGGCCACCAAUGUCUUGUUUUUGAGAUGCUUUCUCUUAAUCUAUAUGAAUUGUUGAAGAAUACGCAGUUUAGCGGUGUAUCAUUGAAUCUAAUUCGAAAGUUCGCCAAGCAAGUUUUGAAGGCGCUCUCAUUUCUUGCCCGACCGGACGUGGAUGUUAUUCAUUGUGAUUUGAAACCAGAAAAUAUUUUACUGCGGCAUCCAAAGAAGAGCGGCGUGAAAGUUAUUGAUUUUGGAUCAUCAUGUCGGUCAAACAAACGGAUGUAUUCUUAUAUUCAAAGUCGCUUCUAUCGGUCACCUGAGGUCAUACUUGGACUGCCUUACGGCGUGGCGAUUGACAUGUGGAGUCUUGGAUGUAUAUUGGCAGAGAUGCACACUGGUGAACCCGUUUUUUCCGGCUCCGAUCAGUUUGAUCAGAUGCAAAAGAUAGUUAAAAUACUUGGCAUGAUCCCCAACAGCAUGCUCAACCGAUCGAGCAGUCAAACCCGGAAUCAGUUCUUUCAGCGAAAACAAUCGACUGUUACCGGGCGAGAAGAAUGGACGAUACGUCAAGUAAAAAAGUCCUCAUCCUCUUUCGAGGCGUACAACACCCAGCGAAAUUACGAACUUUUCGUCGACCUUGUAUACAAGAUGCUAGCCUACGAGCCUGAUCAAAGAAUUACGCCUGCAGAAGCGAUGGCGCAUCCUUUCAUU